GACUGCAGUAUCAAUAUUAGUACAGAAUCAGAAAGAGCAUUUUAAUACACUUUGGACUUUAUUGCAUCAUGAAUCCAAUGGCGUCUGUGGGCAGUCAGAUGUGGAUCUUCGAUAGUAAUGGUACAUUAAAGCCGUACUAUGCACUAGAACAAUACUGAUAUAUUAACCUGGUUAUUUGAACGGGAGGCAACAGGGAAAGAUAAAUCGUUCGUUGUGCUAGGACUAGGAUAUAAGGUUCUUGUAUUAUAGCCGACUUCAGCUCAUGAUGGAAAUCCUAAUCCUAUAUCCUGACCCAAUUCAUUACUUUGUUUUACGUUGGGGUGGUUCCUGUAAUCGCUGUUAAUGUAGAAUAGCUACUAUGGUCAUGUAACGAUUCGGCUUCGAGGAAGCAUUUGUUCAGGUUUAUCAAUCCUGCCUAGUCAUUGGUCAGAUAGAUAAGUAUCCAAACGCUUACUUACUGACUCUAGUUGUAAUUAACCAAUAUGGUAUUAAAGGUUGUAGGGAGCUAUUCACCUUACUCGAGUUGGUUUUCCCAGGAUUCAGAACUAAGCAAUUGUUUCACGUUUUUUCAACUAGGUAAACUAUCAUACCGCAUUCGGUUUUGCCAUUUACCUAGGUUUAUUAAUACAUUCAGAAAUCAAGAGUAACAUUGGAAAUAAGUGAAGUGUUUGAUGUGUUAUUAGUAUUCUGAUAUCAUCCGUUUUAUAUUUUAGGUACUAAUCACAAUUUACCAGCAUUUGGAAUUUUUUUUACCUCUUUGGUAGUUAUCUCAGUUUGCCAGAGUUGAAUUAUUCUCCGUUUGAAUGAACAUCGGGCAAGCCCAAAUUUUGAUUAAGAUUCUCAAGCGUGGCUUCGCUGUCAUUUCUAACGAGCCGUUUAGAAUUUCUAUCUUUGAUUCAUGGAACACAUGUAAACAUGCUGACGGGAAUCAGCCAGAUUUACGUAGUGUUCCAACAGUGUCCACUAUACUAAGUAAAACGGCACCUUUGCAAAGCACAAUUGCACUCCGAAAAUGGCAGGAGAAGAAGAAAACCGAACUCGGUGAAGAUGGAUUUCAAGAGUACAUGAGAGAACUUCAGUGUUUAGGAAAAGCUGUUCAUUCCAGUGUAGAAACACGACUUCGGAAAGGCGAGUUUCCCUCUAAUCUACCUGAAAAUGUUUCCAAAUACUGUGAAAGUCUGAAGUAUAUCUUGGAUAAUUUAAAGUCUUCUGAAAUGGAAACUAAUUGUUUUCAUCCUCGGCUUAAGUAUCGUGGAAGGUUUGACAGUAUAGUGUUUUUCAACGAUAUAAAUGAACCUAUUUUGACUGAAUGGAAAACAGUACACGAAUCCAAAAGGAUAUUGACUAUUGAUCAGGCUUAUGAUAGUCCACUACAAGUUGCUGCAUAUAUUGGAGCUUACAAUUUUUCUCGUUAUCCUGAAUCUCUGCCCGUCAAAAAAGGUAUGCUGGUCUAUUCUUAUAGCGAUGGUUAUCCUGCUGCUCGGUUUGUUUUGGACGAAACUAAUUUAUUACACUAUUGGGAGCUGUGGUGUGAGCGUGUCAAAGCUUAUCAUGAGCAGUGCAUCAAUUCUUCUAAUGAAGAAUAAGAAUUGAAGUUUUGAAUAUAUACACGGAAUAUAUUCCUAUCUACCUGGUGUAAUAUCAUCAUUGAUUUGCUAACAUUAUUUUUUUAAAACUAUCUAUGCAUUUAAGUGAAAUUUAUCACUGUGUAUAUAAUUGCUAAUUCAUAAUUUGCUUAAUUUUUGUUUGAUAUUCUCGUUUACGGAUAAUCGAUUGCUUCACUUCGCUGAUAUAUUGCGUUUGUUAAUUGAUUGUAGCACCCAAUUUCUCUC
Messenger RNA from Schistosoma turkestanicum, 1832 nucleotides. The record is from the annotation of a GenBank genome assembly. NCBI's taxonomy places the organism in Eukaryota, Metazoa, Platyhelminthes, Trematoda, Strigeidida, Schistosomatidae.